AUGCCUGUCCUGUCCCCGACCACAGGGCUCCAUGAGCUGCUGGCCCUGCUGACGUCUCAGCUGCAUCCAGAUGCCAACCAGAAGGAGGACCUGGUGUUCCUCAAGGAGGUCUUCAGCGAGAGGAGUCUGGGGUUCCUCAUGAAGAUCCAUGAAAGGCUGAGGUUGUACCAACGGCAGAGUCCGACACCAGUAUUGAACAGUGCCUCCUAUCUGGCUGAAGACGUGGUGGAGGAGCUGCAGAGUGGAGCACUGGAUGGAGACGAGAGGGAGCUGUUCAUGCUGCUCACCACACCUCAUGUCAAGGCUGUAUUGAGUGUACAUGACACGGUGGCCCAGAAGAACUUUGACCCGAUCCUCCCGCCGGUACCAGAGGACCUAGACGACGAGCUGGAGGAGGAGUCAGUCAAGAUCGUACGCCUGGUCAAGAACAAGGAGCCACUCGGUGCGACCAUCCGGCGGGAUGAUGUGACUGGUGCAAUAGUGGUGGCCAGAAUCAUGAGGGGAGGGGCAGCCGACCGCAGUGGUCUGGUGCAUGUGGGAGAUGAGUUGAGGGAGGUGAACGGCAACCUCAUCAUCCACAAGAGACCAGACGAGAUCAGCCAGCUACUGUCCCAGUCCCAAGGCUCGAUCACACUGAAGAUAAUCCCCGCCAUCAAAGAGGAGGACAGAAUCUGUGAAAGCAAGGUGUACCUGAGGGCGCUGUUUGACUAUGUGCCGUUCGAGGAUAAGGCAACCCCAUGCCAGGAAGCGGGCUACCCAUUCCACCGCGGCGACAUCCUACAGGUGGUGAGCCAGGACGAUGCCACCUGGUGGCAGGCCAAGCGUGUUGGUGACAGCAACCUGCGAGCCGGACUCAUCCCCUCCAGGCAGUUCCAGGAGAAGCGACUGAAGCACAGGAUGAAAACGGGUACCUACCAGGGUCCCAUAUCCCCCACCGCUCCACCAUCUGACCAGACUAGUGAACGAGAGGACUGUGACAGUGAUACAAGUGGCAGUGGCCAGCACAUAGCUGUAGUUUCUCCCAAGUGGAAGGCGGGAACACCGUCGUGUGGCCAGGCUUUUUCCUGGGAGUUUUACACAGCCGGUCUGCGUAGGAGUUUCCGGUUGAGCCGUAAGGACCGCCAGGCCUCAGGGGAGACGCGGCCACCAGACGAACCGGAGUUCCUGAUCUACGAAGAAGUCACCUACUACCAGCAGAAGCCCACCGACCGACCCCGACUAGUCGUACUCAUUGGGUCCCUGGGUGCUCGUAUCAAUGAGCUGAAGCAGAGGGUGAUAGCUGAGAACCCCCAUCGCUAUGGUGUAGCAGUGCCACACACCACUCGAGCCCGCAAGAGCCAUGAGAAGGAGGGAGUGGAGUACCACUUCAUCUCAAAGCAAGCUUUUGAGGCCGACAUACAGGCCAACAAGUUUAUUGAGUUUGGUGAGUACAAGGACAACCAGUACGGCACCAGUCUGGAGUCCAUCCGCACUGUACUGGCCAGGAGCAAGCUCUGCCUGGUGGACAUCCAGCCCGAGGCCCUGAAGAUCCUCCGGACAGCGGAGUUCAAGCCCUACGUCAUCUUUGUCAGGCCACACGUGAGUGACAGCCUAGUGACACGCAGCGCCUCCCUCUCACCCACCAGGAGUGACAACGGACACAUCACAGAUGAGGACCUGCAGGAGAUGCGUCACUCUGCGGAUCAGAUGGACCUGCAGUACGGCCACCUGGUGGACCGCGUGCUGGUCAAGGAGGACACGGCCACCGCCGUCACCGAGCUACGCAACGUCCUCGACCGCCUCGACAAGGAGCCCCACUGGGUCCCCGUCCCCUGGGUCCGCAGCUAG
This is a messenger RNA of Engraulis encrasicolus (European anchovy), 1827 nucleotides long. It is a transcript of the gene mpp3b, whose product is annotated as MAGUK p55 scaffold protein 3b. Bases 1 to 1827 code for a protein of 608 amino acids. Gene Ontology annotation, cellular component: cell-cell junction; plasma membrane. The transcript has 20 exons. The record is from RefSeq and is a predicted model, not a curated record. Gene Ontology annotation, molecular function: protein binding. NCBI's taxonomy places the organism in Eukaryota, Metazoa, Chordata, Actinopteri, Clupeiformes, Engraulidae.